AAAAAGGAGAGAGAGCGAGGCGAUGGAAGAAACCCUUCCCGAGAUUCGAAUCUCUCCUUCUCGUCCUCUCGAUUCCUUCACCGAGACCGAGCUGUUGGCGGCGGAGCAGCUGGUCCAACUCAGCGAGAGCAGCGGCGGCGAGUCGUCAUCGUCCUUGUCGUCGUCUUCUCCCCGAUCCGUCAACGCGCAGCCGCCGCCGAUGGCGAUGGUGGCGGAGGCGGACGACGACGUGGAGGGGGAGGAGCAGGAGGAUGAGAUCGGUGGGGCCCCGCGGCGUCGGAGGCCGAGGUAUCGCCUCAUCGCCGAUCUCUAUGCGGCACGGCUCCGAUCGACGGCGUUGAGAAGCGGACUGGAGGAAGAGCGUCAGCGCGGCGAGAAGAGGAUGAAAGGAGGGAACUAGAAAGUUGGAAAGACAGUAGCCUGGUUGUAUCUUUUAUUCCCGCUAUUUUUAGUAUGUGCGAGAGUUGAUGGUGUAUUCUAUCAACUCAGGCCAGUAGAUUUUAGGCGGAAAUUCUUAUCGAUGGGAUGUUAUUUGUGUCAUCUUAGGUUUGUUUGUGUGUUU
Messenger RNA from Phoenix dactylifera (date palm), 562 nucleotides. NCBI's taxonomy places the organism in Eukaryota, Viridiplantae, Streptophyta, Magnoliopsida, Arecales, Arecaceae. The record is from RefSeq and is a predicted model, not a curated record.